CAGUUUUCUCUGGAGGGUUGUGAGGGCCGCCAGCAGGUGGCACCACAGGGAGUUCCACCUUGCCGGAAACACACAGAUGACAAAAUACUGGCAGAUGCCUCAGUAAAGUUUAUUAUUCUACGCCUCAGGUGACCUCAGUCUCGGCACAAUGUCGAGCAUAAAACAGGUGAUCAAUGAUGCAGUGGAGAAAGGUGAGGCUGUCUUUGAAUUGGUGGAGAUUUCGAGCGCUUCAAUGAGGCUAUCAUUUGACCAAGUGCGACAGCCUAACCCCAUACGCCUACGAGACCUCAUACGACAGAUUCGCUCUGCCAAGACAGCCGCAGAGGAGAGAGCAGUUGUGAAUAGGGAGUGUGCCUACAUUCGUCUUACAUUCAGAGAGGAAGAUUCUGUAUGGAGAUGUCGCAAUGUUGCCAAACUUUUGUACAUACAUAUGUUAGGAUAUCCUGCUCACUUUGGUCAGAUGGAAUGCCUUAAGUUAAUUGCAUCGCCACGUUUCACUGACAAACGUAUAGGUUACCUUGGAGCCAUGUUACUCCUGGAUGAACGGCAAGAUGUACAUCUGCUUAUUACAAAUUCCCUCAAGAAUGACUUGAAUUCAUCAACACAGUUUGUACAAGGCUUGGCACUCUGUACUUUAGGAGCUAUUGCCUCUCCUGAAAUGUCCCGUGACCUUGCGGGAGAAGUGGAAAGACUCCUAAAAUCCUCCAAUGCGUAUAUUCGUAAAAAGGCUGCAGUUUGUGCUUUGCGAAUUAUCUGCAGGGUGCCAGAACUAAUGGAGAUGUACCUGCCAGCCACACGCUCGCUCCUUUCUGAAAAGAAUCAUGGUGUGCUGAUUACAGGUGUGACACUCAUCACAGAGAUGUGCCGCCAAUCUCCAGAUAUGCUUGCUCACUUCAAAAAGGAUCCCGAGCACUCAGAGAUUGUUCCAAACCUGGUGCGUAUCCUCAAGAACCUGAUCAUGGCUGGCUACUCUCCCGAGCACGAUGUUCAAGGUGUUUCAGAUCCUUUCCUGCAGGUCAAGAUUCUAAAGUUAUUGCGGAUCCUAGGUUGUGGCGACAGUGAAGCCUCUGAAACCAUGAAUGAUAUUUUAGCACAAGUGGCCACCAAUACUGAAUCCUCAAAAAAUGUGGGAAAUGCCAUUCUAUAUGAAACUGUACUUUCUAUAAUGGACAUUAAAAGUGAAAGUGGAUUAAGGGUUCUGGCAAUCAAUAUUCUAGGAAGAUUUUUGCUGAAUGCAGAUAAGAACAUCCGUUAUGUGGCACUGAAUACCCUCCUCCGGGUUGUACAUGCUGAUAAUUCUGCCGUCCAGCGCCACCGUUCUACCAUCUUGGAGUGUCUAAAAGAUGCUGACAUCUCAAUUCGGCGACGAGCAAUGGAGUUGUGUUUUGCACUGAUCAAUGGCAAUAAUAUUCGUACUAUGAUGAAGGAAUUAUUGACAUUCUUGGAGAAAGCGGAACCAGAGUUUAAGGCCUCGUGUUCAUCCAAAUGUGUGUUGGCAGCAGAAAAGUACUCUCCUAAUGUUCGAUGGCACAUAGACACACUGCUCAAAGUCGUGGAAGCUGCUGGAAACCAUGUACCAGAUGAUGUGGUGUCAUCCACCAUACAGCUAAUAUCAGAGACACGGACAGAACAAGCAUAUGCAGUUGGGGAGUUGUGGCGACACCUAUCAAUUGCUCAGAUGGAAUACCAGCCAAUGAUCCAAGUAGCCACUUGGUGUAUAGGGGAAUUUGGUGAUUUAUUAUUAAGUGGUCAUGCUGAUGUAACUGUUGUGGAAUCUGAGUUGAUAGAUAUUUACCAGAAAAUUUUGUGGUCAUCACAGUGUUCUAUUACUACAAAGGAAUAUGCCCUCACCUCAUUAAUGAAACUCUCAGCGAGGCUCACACACGAAAUUGGAUCAAUACAACAAGUUGUUAGUGCUUUCGGAUCUCACCUGAACAUUGAGUUGCAACAAAGAGGAAUAGAAUACAGCCAGCUCUUCACAAGACACAACCAUAUGCGAGGGCCUCUUUUAGAACGAAUGCCUCCAUUUGAAGGAACAAGAGCAGGUACAGAGCAAGACAAAGCUACCAUCACCAAUGGAGUUGACACACCACUUGAUAAUGAGUCACUUCUCAAUGACUUAACAUCACCAAACAACAAUGCUCAUGAAACAAGUGAAUCGAAUGCACUACUUGACCUACUGGGGGGGAUGGAGCCAGGAGACAGUGAUACCAUCAAGUCAACUAGCACAUCGAUUUCUCUCACUGUUGCCUCAACUCCUUCAGUUAAUGCUGAUAUAUUGGACUUAUUAGGAGGGUUGGACUCUGGCCCUGCAGCAUCAGUACCAACCACCAAUAUGAAUGAAGCCCCCCCAACCCAGCUACCCAAUUCUAGUAAUGCUGCCUACCUACUAGAUGGCCUGCUCAAUAACUCAACCCCUAUAAUUUCAUCUCCCAGCUCUCCGGUCACAAACUCUGCAGGCACCAUUCCCACCAGUAACUCAAUUUACCCAUUAGUCCUCCAAAAGUCAAGUAUACCUGGUAUCACUGCAUAUGAUAAAAAUGGAAUACGAUUGGAUAUGGCAUUUGAGUUGCAGGAAACCCUCAUUACUAUCAACUUGAUAGCAUCUAACAACACUGGAGCACAGGUCACAGACUUCCUCUUCCAAGCUGCUGUACCCAAGUCAAUACAGCUGCAGAUGUUGAAUCCCAGUGGAACUAAUAUGGCUCCAACUGCUUCAUUGACUCAACUGAUCAAGGUUAACAACCCUAACAAGGUGCCACUGAGGAUGAGAAUAAAAUUAUCAUGGUUAGCUAAUGGGUCACCUGUUCAAGACCAGGGAGAAAUUAGCAAUUUUCCUUCAGCACUAUGGCAGUGACACUACCCAUACUUCCAUUACCCUAGCUACCACAUUCACCUUUCUCCUGGCUCCCUCUUUUCAUCCCGUGUAUACAUCCCAGGUUUUAGCGUACCUGUGUCCUAUCUUGCUCUUUGUCUUGGUCUACCCAGAAUUGCAUUGGCUUCUGAGUAUUCAAAGAGCCAUUUUCUCAGCAAUCCAGUUAGAGUUUCAACCAUAAUUAAUUUGAUCAUUGCUCGGGAAUCUUCCACAUUUCUGUCAUCGUUGCCAUCGUGUAUUUCAUCAAAUGUCAUUUAUGGAAUUUUUUUCUCCCUUAUAUCAUUAAUAAUUAUGAAAAUAUUUAUUUACAUUUUUUCUGUACAACUUCUCUGUUCUCUAAAUUUAUUAAUUCAUAGCCUCAAGUGGUUAGUAAUACACUGGUUCUAUCAAAGAAUCUCUAUCUCUUCUUGUUCACUAGUUAGUAUUCAUCCAUUACAACUUGUUUUUCCUUCUGUAUGUAUCUUAUCCUCACCAAACAGGACAACAAAAUUUUGGUUCUUAUUCCCCUCAGUAUGUUGUAAACCUGCACAGAGUCAUCUAUCAGCUAAUUUAUUUGUUUUAUUGCAAGUGUUACAUUCACCUUAUGCCUUAAUGGCAUCCUUCCCGUCCUUCCUCCUCCACUGCAUAAAUGUAUCAUACCCACACUGUGUACCAUUAAUGAUGAGGUGACAGUGAUGAGGAUUUGCAGUCUGCAAUCAGUUUUGUUGUCUCUUGAAUGUCAGUUGGAAUUCAGUUUAACAUCUUUAUAAUACAUAGAAUUUGUUUGAUUUUAAUAGUGUCCAUAAUUUUUUGAAUCAAGAAUAUAUAAAAUAAAGUGAAAAGUACAGUAUGUGUACAUAUAGUAGAUGCCCACAUAACAAGGUAGUUGUGUUCCUGAAAACUCUCUUAAGCGAAUUCUGUUUUACAUGAAGUGAAAAACUUGUUUGAAAGAUUACCAAAAAUGCCAAGGAAAUUGUUUACUAAAUGUCAAAAGAAACUGCUAUUUUUCUUAAUUUAAAAUUCUAGUUACUGUUUCUUGUUGAAAUGCAACUAUGUGACAAGUUAAAAUUCCUUACAUAAUCAUGUGACAGGCUACUGCCACUACUAUCACUGUCUAUCAGCAUUGGCAAAAUUAAUUCUCAUUUCCAUAAUAGAUUGUUCCAGACAUAUAGGAACUUGUAUGCCUAUAUCAGAUAUAUACUAAAGGUGAUUGUAUUUAAAAAAAAAAAUAGACAAGAAGCAUAUAGUUGUAUUAUAAUUGUGUUUUUGUUAAUGUUGGGAGUUUUUGAAGGUCACCAUACACACAAACACACUCACUGAAAGUCCCUCCUUGCUGAAAGUCCCAGCUAUGAUGCAGACUUUUUGACACCUUGUAUUGGAAACUAACUUAUUGCUCUAAUUAUAUUUUACCUUCAACACACACCACUACCCCCAUUAACCCUUAUUCUUGCUCACUCCACUAACCCUUACUUUUGCACACUCCUGUUCCACUCUUGUUCCUGACUUCUGCAUAUUCCUUCUUUAGCACAGCCCAUGCUGCAGUGCUGCAUGACCAUUCUGAAUUUAGGACUUAGUUUGAUGAUUGUUAUUAUUAUUGAGGCCCACCAUAGCUUAUGUCAUAUUCAACCCUUCUUUCAGUCAUGUGGUGGACUGAUAAAGCAACAGUUGGGAUGACCCUUAAACCCAACAGUAACAAAUGUUUUUCGUGAGAAUCAUAUUUUCACUCCACAACUUUCUUGUUAAAUAACUUUUUUCAGUCUUUAUAUUAUCAAUUACCAACAUACCAACUGUUGACAGAUGUAUAAAUGCAACUAAGAUAGGUAAAUGACUGUUAAAGGCAUGGGAAUGUAUAAUUACAAUGUAAUUUUAGGUUAUUAAUUUUCACCACCCCACCUUCAUUAUAAACCUGAAAUACCUUAAUUUCAUUAGAUGCCAUAAGAGUUUCAGGCUUAAUUUUCUUGGCAUCUCUAGCAUCACUGGUAUUCCUCUUGGGUGCCAUAGUUAAUAUUCAGAGACAGGAUAGAUUGAUGAAAAUGUCAAAAAAUUCAUUGAAUAACUAGGCUAAAUAAGAACUUGGCAUGCAUGCAUGGUGGAUGCCUGCAUUGAAGAUUACCUACAACAGUUACACUACACCUGCAGAUAAUACUUGCCCAUAGACAGACUGAGAUGCAUAGGGAAGGGAAACUACUGUAUCCAACAGUGUGUUCUCAUUGGAAUUGGUGUGUAAGGUGAGCAGAGACUUAUUUUUCCCUAAAUUUAUAUCAUGAUAUGGCAUUUUAGAUUUUUUUUCCUGUACAAUGUGGUAAUGGAAAACAAAAUAUAAUUAUUUUAUUGGUAACAAUGUGAACACCUAUUAUGUGAGUGAAUAGGUGAGAGUGCGAGAGUGAAUGAGCGAGAGAAAAUGACUGUGCACAUGUGCGCAUGCACCUGUAUAUGGUUGCAGGGGUUGAGUCACAGCUGUUGGGAGUGGCUUCUAAACUGUUGUAUCUGAGUGCCUCUGCAAACACAGUGAUUGUGUGAAUGAUGGUGAAGGUGAUUUUCUUUUUUUGGGUCACCCUGCCUCAGUGGGAGACAGCUGACGUGUUGAAGAAAAAAAUACAUAAUAUUUUUCAAAUGCACACACACAAUACAUACGCGUACGCACACACACUACAUGCGCUUACUCACAAUACACACAUAUACACACAAUACAUACAUGCACGCAAUACACACAUGCACUUGCAAUACACACACGCACUUGCAGUACACACGCACUCACAAUACACACGCACUCACAAUACACACGCACUCACAAUACACACACACACACA
This is a messenger RNA of Cherax quadricarinatus, 5664 nucleotides long. RefSeq names its product adaptor protein complex 1, gamma subunit (gene AP-1gamma). The record is from RefSeq and is a predicted model, not a curated record. Gene Ontology annotation, cellular component: membrane coat; AP-1 adaptor complex; Golgi apparatus. Lineage: Eukaryota; Metazoa; Arthropoda; Malacostraca; Decapoda; Parastacidae. Gene Ontology annotation, biological process: intracellular protein transport; Golgi to vacuole transport. Gene Ontology annotation, molecular function: clathrin-cargo adaptor activity.